Messenger RNA from Aedes albopictus (Asian tiger mosquito), 1373 nucleotides. It is a transcript of the gene Snr1, whose product is annotated as SWI/SNF-related matrix-associated actin-dependent regulator of chromatin subfamily B member 1. The record is from RefSeq and is a predicted model, not a curated record. The transcript is spliced from 2 exons. Bases 137 to 1246 code for a protein of 369 amino acids. Gene Ontology annotation, cellular component: npBAF complex; nucleus; brahma complex. Gene Ontology annotation, biological process: chromatin remodeling; positive regulation of pseudohyphal growth by positive regulation of transcription from RNA polymerase II promoter. Gene Ontology annotation, molecular function: transcription coactivator activity. Lineage: Eukaryota; Metazoa; Arthropoda; Insecta; Diptera; Culicidae.
AAAAUCGUUCUGUCAGUCGACGGCUUUUGGUGACGCUACUUUUGUGCGAUUUCUGGAUACUAAAAUUGCAAAUUUUCACUGAUUUCUUCAAGAAAACAGUUCAUUUUGUGCGCAGUUAGAUACUCCCAACUUCAAGAUGUCCCUAAAAACGUACGGCGACAGGCCGGUGAGCUUCCAGCUUGAGGACGGCGGCGAAUACUAUUGCAUCGGUUCCGAGGUGGGAAAUUAUCUCCGGUUGUUCCGUGGUAUACUGUACAAAAAAUACCCCGGAAUGAUGCGUAAAACUCUCACGCCGGAAGAACGCAAGAAGCUGCUGGAGACGGGAAUCAGUAAUCAAUUCCUGGCCAGUUCGGUGUCGCUGCUGAGGGCAUCGGAAGUGCAGGAAAUUCUGGACGGUAAUGACGAGAAGUACAAAGCGGUUUCGGUAACCACGACGGAACCACCAGCUCCACGCGAGAGCAAAUCAAGCAAGAAGCAACCCCCAUGGGUUCCGACCAUGCCGAACUCCAGCCACCUGGACGCGGUUCCACAGGCGACUCCCAUCAAUCGGAACCGGGUGCACAACAAGAAGAUCCGUACCUUCCCGAUGUGCUUCGACGAUACGGAUCCUACUUUGAACAUCGAAAAUGCCGCCCAAGCGGAAGUGCUGGUUCCGAUUCGGCUGGACAUGGAAAUCGAAGGGCAGAAGCUGCGCGAUACUUUUACCUGGAACCGGAACGAAUCUAUGAUCACUCCAGAACAGUUCGCGGAGGUCUUGUGCGAUGAUUUGGAUCUCAAUCCGACGCCUUUCGUCCCGGCCAUUGCAGCGGCCAUCAGACAACAGAUCGAGGCCUAUCCUAGUGAGCCGAUCGUUCUCGAGGAAGGAUCUGAUCAGCGAGUGCUGGUCAAGUUGAAUAUCCAUGUAGGAAAUACCUCGCUGGUGGACCAAGUCGAGUGGGACAUGGCCCAGAAGGACAACAACCCAGAGGAUUUUGCCAUUAAGCUGUGCGCCGAGCUGGGUCUUGGGGGGGAAUUUGUCACGGCCAUUUCCUACUCCAUUAGGGGACAGCUGUCGUGGCAUCAGCGGACGUACGCUUUCAGUGAGGCACCGCUGGCCACGGUUGAGGUGCCAUUCCGGGCGCCGAGUGAUGCCGACCAGUGGGCUCCCUUCCUGGAGACGCUCACCGACGCCGAGAUGGAGAAAAAGAUUCGCGACCAGGACAGGAACACGCGACGCAUGCGCCGGUUGGCCAAUACUUAUACCUAAGCGUGGGCAAUCUCAUUCCGGACGUCUUGAUGGAAAUCAUCAUAAUUUUAAGCUAGACUUUUAAGGUAAGUGUCGUUUAUUGUGGUCUAAAUGGCGGAUGGACAAAAUAUAGUGUCUGUGUAGCUAA